Messenger RNA from Lemur catta (Ring-tailed lemur), 1497 nucleotides. It is a transcript of the gene GPR173, whose product is annotated as G protein-coupled receptor 173. Gene Ontology annotation, cellular component: plasma membrane. NCBI's taxonomy places the organism in Eukaryota, Metazoa, Chordata, Mammalia, Primates, Lemuridae. Bases 322 to 1443 code for a protein of 373 amino acids. The transcript is spliced from 4 exons. The record is from RefSeq and is a predicted model, not a curated record. Gene Ontology annotation, biological process: G protein-coupled receptor signaling pathway. Gene Ontology annotation, molecular function: G protein-coupled receptor activity.
GUCCAUCCCCUCCCCAACACCACCUCUGCUGCUGCCUCUGGCUGUGGACCUGCACCUCUUCCCCAUCCCCGGCAGGCCCGGGAAGCAGGCAACAGAAGCAGGAGUGUCACUGGCCGCCAGAUCACUGAGGGUCCCACAAUGUGGUCUGGGCUGUGAUUUAUCCUGGGUGAGACAGCUUGAGUCCCCAACCUGGAUUCCAAGACAUCCCUGCUGAGAGACCCCAGGUGCAGCACAGCAGGACGACUGAUGGAGCCCCCCAGGGCCCAUCGAGUACCGGACUGGCUGACCCCAUAGGGUGGCCAGUAGCCCCUGCCCCUCAGUAUGGCCAACACCACCGGAGAGCCCGAGGAGGUGAGCGGCGCACUGUCCCCACCGUCAGCAUCGGCUUAUGUGAAGCUGGUGCUAUUGGGACUGAUUAUGUGCGUAAGCCUGGCGGGCAACGCCAUCUUGUCCCUGCUGGUGCUCAAGGAGCGUGCCCUGCACAAGGCUCCUUACUACUUUCUGCUGGACUUGUGCCUGGCUGAUGGCAUACGCUCUGCCGUCUGCUUCCCUUUUGUGCUGGCUUCUGUGCGUCACGGCUCCUCAUGGACCUUCAGUGCACUCAGCUGCAAGAUUGUGGCCUUCAUGGCCGUGCUCUUUUGCUUCCAUGCGGCCUUCAUGCUGUUCUGCAUCAGCGUCACCCGCUACAUGGCCAUCGCCCACCACCGCUUCUACGCCAAGCGCAUGACCCUCUGGACAUGCGCAGCUGUCAUCUGCAUGGCCUGGACCUUGUCUGUGGCCAUGGCCUUCCCACCUGUCUUCGAUGUGGGUACCUACAAGUUUAUCCGGGAGGAGGACCAGUGCAUCUUUGAGCAUCGCUACUUCAAGGCCAAUGACACACUGGGCUUCAUGCUCAUGUUGGCUGUGCUCAUGGCAGCCACACAUGCUGUCUAUGGCAAGCUGCUCCUCUUCGAGUAUCGUCACCGCAAGAUGAAGCCAGUGCAGAUGGUACCAGCCAUCAGCCAGAACUGGACAUUCCAUGGUCCUGGGGCUACCGGCCAGGCUGCUGCCAACUGGAUCGCCGGCUUUGGCCGUGGGCCCAUGCCACCAACCCUGCUGGGUAUCCGGCAGAAUGGGCAUGCAGCCAGCCGGCGGCUGCUGGGCAUGGACGAGGUCAAGGGUGAAAAGCAGCUGGGCCGCAUGUUCUACGCGAUCACACUGCUCUUCCUGCUCCUCUGGUCACCCUACAUUGUGGCCUGCUACUGGCGAGUAUUUGUGAAAGCCUGUGCUGUGCCCCACCGCUACUUGGCCACUGCUGUUUGGAUGAGCUUCGCCCAGGCUGCUGUCAACCCGAUCGUCUGCUUCCUGCUCAACAAGGACCUCAAGAAGUGCCUGAGGACUCAUGCCCCAUGCUGGGGCACAGGAGGUGCCCCGGCUCCCAGAGAACCCUACUGUGUCAUGUGAAACAGGCUGGCCAACCCUGGUCCCAAGCCCAGUCUCCUCUCCUUCCCCACCGUG